Messenger RNA from Rubroshorea leprosula, 1224 nucleotides. The record is from the annotation of a GenBank genome assembly. Lineage: Eukaryota; Viridiplantae; Streptophyta; Magnoliopsida; Malvales; Dipterocarpaceae.
CUGUCCUCUGCUGCCUCCCUUGUUGGAUUCUCUGAACUUCUUUUCAAUUUUAAUGGAAGCUCAAACCUUUUCAUCAGGGUUUCGCUCAAAUUCAACAAUCCCAUCCACAAAAAUCCCCCUCGAACGGGUCUCUAUAACCCCAGCACCUCGUCGGCUCUCCUUGAGACUUCAGCACAGUAUUUCUUCACAGAGGGUCCUCUCCACCGGCAGAUUAGUGUGCAAAAACAGUAGUGAAAGAGUAAAACCCAAUGUGGUUAUUGGGGAGGAAGAUGAUUCAAAAGCUGUGGUUAAACGGAAGAAGCUUGCCGUUUUCGUAUCUGGGGGAGGCUCAAAUUUCCGGUCAAUUCAUGAAGCAUGUGUCCGGGGAUCAGUCAAUGGAGAUGUUGUUGUUCUGGUCACCAACAAAGAAGGUUGUGGGGGAGCAAAGUAUGCAAGGGAUAAGGGCAUCCCGGUUAUUUUAUUCCCGAGAAUAAGAGAAGAACCUGAUGGUCUAUCUCCAAAGGAUCUUGUAACUUUUCUUGGGAGGUUUGGGGUGGAUUUUAUUCUUCUAGCUGGAUAUCUGAAACUUAUACCAGUUGAGUUGAUUCGAGCAUAUCCAAGAUCAAUUCUAAACAUCCAUCCAUCUCUGCUUCCAGCUUUUGGAGGCAAGGGUUAUUAUGGUAUGAAGGUUCACAAAGCAGUUAUUGCUUCUGGAGCAAGAUACUCAGGUCCAACAAUUCAUUUUGUUGAUGAGCAUUAUGACACAGGGCGAAUACUUGCUCAAAGAGUCGUCCCAGUCCUUGCCAGUGACACUGCAGAGGAUUUGGCUGCUAGGGUUCUUAAGGAGGAGCAUCAACUAUACAUAGAGGUGACUGCUGCUUUAUGUGAGGAACGGAUAAGUUGGAGGGAAGACGGCGUUCCUCUCAUCCGAAGCAAAGACAAUCCCAAAGAUUAUUAUUAAUAGUAUCAACAUCAUGCAUUAUGCCCUCUGAAAUGUUUUAGAUGUAUAUUACUGAAGGGUGUAACAUGUAUCAACAACAUUAGCCUUCGUCAAAACUGUUUGCAAUCCUUGUUUCUGAGUUCUGAAUACAGAAGACAUAGGUCGAUUUGAAGUCUUAUGAGCACGCAUAUCUGGAGGUUGGUGCAUAUAAAUUCGAUUCGAGGAAAUUUCGCCUUCCAAUUCUCAAAAUGGUUUUAUUUUGUGUAUAAAGUGUCUGGUAAUACCAAUAAGAAUUUGAUCGCGUU